AGGUCUGGUUCAAGAACCGGCGGGCCAAGUGGAGGAGACAGAAGCGCUCCUCCUCCGAGGAGUCGGAGAACUCUCAGAACCGGGUCAAACCCAAAGCGGACAAACUGGACGGAACCAGGAGCGACGUGGACUCGGACAGCUGAUAACGGAGGCGCGGUCACGUGACGUGAAGUUGCACACCUGUACACACCUGCGGUCUGGUUCUUGUUGACUCUUAAUUUAUAUUUAAUUUAAGACGUUUCUGUGGGACGCGCGCGCGCGCGCGCGGACGGACGCUGUCCGAUCACGCGCGCUCCUUGUCACAUAUCGUGGAGAGCUGUGUGAUGGGGUGUCAGCUUCACACAGCUAUCGUGGAGGAGGUUUUAAAUGUUGUGCACGCGCACGGUCUGUUGAGGCGCGCUCACGUGUUGUUGAUCAGAAAUGAUCCGCGCGCGUUUUGUUGUUUUUAAAGCUUCUGAAUGAAAACUUGUUUUACUGCAGAGAAACUAAACAACCUGUUUAUGUUUUAUA
Messenger RNA from Austrofundulus limnaeus, 510 nucleotides. RefSeq names its product goosecoid (gene gsc). NCBI's taxonomy places the organism in Eukaryota, Metazoa, Chordata, Actinopteri, Cyprinodontiformes, Rivulidae. Gene Ontology annotation, molecular function: DNA-binding transcription factor activity, RNA polymerase II-specific; RNA polymerase II cis-regulatory region sequence-specific DNA binding. Gene Ontology annotation, cellular component: nucleus. Gene Ontology annotation, biological process: regulation of transcription by RNA polymerase II. The record is from RefSeq and is a predicted model, not a curated record.